AUGAAUAACCCAAAGCCUAUAUAUCGUUGCCCAUUUUCAAAUAAAGUAACGCAGAAGUACAAUUUUCUUAAAGUAAGCCAAGAAUUAUUUAACAAAGAAAACAAUAUCUCGGCGUUCUCUCAACGUAGACCAACAGAAAUUUUGAAUAAGGAAAACUUUUCAAAUGAAUCAAAUAAAAGAAAAAAUGACGAAAAGAAAGAAGUUAACUUGAGAGACCUGAUUAUUAAUGCACCACGUCAAUGGGCUUUAAAAAAUUUUGAUAUUGGACAUUCUCUCGGAUCAGGUCAAUUUGGUCGUGUUUGGAUAGCUAGAGAAAAAAUCAGUGGAUAUAUAGUCGCUUUAAAAGUUAUGUCCAUACAAAAGUUAGCUUUACAUAAAAUUCAAACACAAUUAAGAAGAGAAGUUGAGAUUCAAACUAAUUUAAGGCAUCCAAAUAUUUUACGCCUAUUAGGUCACUUUUAUGAUGAAAAUUAUGUUGUACUUAUCCUUGAAUAUGCAGAAAAGGGAGAACUUUAUACACAUUUACAAAAAUGCGGUAGAUUUUCCGAGAGACGAGCAUCAAAGUAUUUUAGUCAGGUGACCGAUGCCUUAAGUUAUAUGCACAAGAAAAAUGUAAUUCACCGGGACAUCAAGCCAGAGAAUUUGUUAUUAGGGAUGAAAGAUGAAAUUAAGAUUGCAGAUUUUGGAUGGUCAGUACAUGCACCAAGUCACAAACGUAAAACUUUUUGUGGUACAUUGGAUUAUCUUGCACCAGAAAUGGUGAAUGACGAAAUUUAUGACGAAAAGGUUGAUCUUUGGACACUUGGUGUGUUAUGUUAUGAACUUUUAACUGGCGUACCUCCAUUCCAAACAUCAGGAGGGAGUACGGAAACUUACCGAAAAAUAGCAAAAGUUAAUUUCGAAUUUCCAGAACAUUUAUCAUAUGAAGCAAAAGAUUUAAUUAAUUCGUUGCUACAACGAGAUCCCAAAAGACGCAUACCUUUGAAAGAUGUGAUGACUCAUCCAUGGAUCGUCAAAAAUAGGGAAGCUUCUACAUCCAAAAUUUUGGAAAUAACAAAUAAAUUCUGA
Molecule: messenger RNA, 1068 nt
Organism: Diversispora eburnea
Lineage: Eukaryota; Fungi; Glomeromycota; Glomeromycetes; Diversisporales; Diversisporaceae
Source: the annotation of a GenBank genome assembly